GCACGCUUGGUGCACGCCUGACGACAGCAGUUGGACAGGACAGCAGACAACGCUGUUUCGCAGGUUCACAAUAAAGUUCGGUUAAAUAAAACGCUAGUUCAAAACACAGGCCGUACGUUGCGUUGCAAAAAAAUGGAAUUGUCAACUGUCAAAUAGAAUAAAAAUCAGUCGUGUCUGGCCCAACUAAAAGAAUAGCGCAAAAUUCUAGUAGAUUUUUAUAAAAAGCACAAUACGAUGUAAUUGAAAUGUUCCGGUGAUAUCAAAGAUGAAGAGGGUUAAACGGAGGCCGGGUCGCAGUCCCCCUAAGAAGUUUGAGAAAUAUGAGAUCAAUCGAAACAUCAAUAAGAUAGCACUUCUCUCGCCCGAGGUUGAGGAGGUGUUUCCACCUCCUAAGGAAAGAUGCGACGAAGAUGUGGAAGUUGCUGCUAUUGGGCGCGAAAAUCCCUUUGCAAGAAGCAAAUCACAUCGUUGCACUUUCUACAGACCCAGCAAUGAAGACUUCGGGCAGCUGACGGACAUGGCUUUGCCUCCGAAUGAUUAUUACAAGAACCUUCUUCAAGAAAUCUGCAACGAGUCCACGCCAGACACGAUAAAAGCGGAGAUGAAGAAUGCCUGCGAAGGAUCCAUGGUCCAGACCUGUUCGGCAUUCGUGGAGCCGGCCAGCGUUCUCAAACUAGACGAACACGUGAUGGCGGACCUGAUGGACGACGUGCAGUGGCAAACCAUCGACAGCGUCAGCGACGCGGACUUGUUUCUUUCGAGAGUGCCGAGCCCAGAGCAGAUCGAGGAGGUGCCGAAAGAUAAAAAGCGUACCCCAUCGGUUCGUAGUAAUAUUCGUAUAUCGGAAACACCUCACGUAAAGCGGAUCGCGGAGAAGUUCGCGAAGUUCAAAAAGAAUAACGUUGAGGUCCGCAAACUUGAAGAGAGAGUGGUUUGCCUGGAGUACGAUAUUUUCGACUUGAACGCGGCCGACCCUGCGGUGCCGACGCAGAAAAUGAGGGCAUUUUUCUCCAUAAAAAUGAAAGAUUUUGGAAGCGAUAACAACAAAGAAAAUAUACCUUCGAUCCCAUCUGGUGUAAAACGCAACUUCAACUUAGACGACGGAGACCUUCAGAAACUGAACAAGAAAGAAAUAGAAAUCAUAGACAAUGAGAUACCUGAAAACAGGUCCUUACUCGAGGACCUCAAGCGAGUGCUGAGACGGAAGCAGGCACUCGAAAACAAAAAGAGACGACCAACAUUGGACCUCAUGUGUUUGUACGAGAUGGCUAAACGAGAGAGCCCACCUGUCAACUACGACUAUUCGAACACCAAUCUCUUAUCGAAAGCAGAACUACAAGAAAUUAAAGAUUUGAUUCUGAAAAAAUGCGAGUCGAGUGUUUACGGGAUUAAUAGAAGAACGGUGAAAUGUAGAGAUGAAGUGAAUGAUGCGAAGUGUGUGCUGUCGAACAGUUUGAUAAACGAGUUGAUGCGGGAGGCUGAAGUUUGAAAACAAAUGAAAGUUCAGUUUUACCACCUACAACUAACGCCACACUUAGACUAUAAUAGGAAUUAUCAUAUACAUAUAUGGGAUCCUAUUGGAAAGCAUCAUAUACGCGUAAUUUGUUAAAUUUUUUAUUAUUUCAUCAUCAUAGGUUAAUUGAGUAACAACAAUUUUAACAAAUUAGGCGUAUAUGAUGAUAAGUAAAUAGGAUCCCAUAUAUAUGAUAUUUUAUAUGCAUUGACAUAUAUAUCUAAGGACGGGCCUUACGGGCACUAAGAAUGGUGCUAGUUCAGUGGUGUCACUCACGAAUUCGAGCCAAUCGUGCAGUCUAACGGAACUAGUAGCGACCAAUCGCGCGCGUGAUGCGAACUCAUCAACCAAUCGCGUUGCGGCGUUAGACUGCACGAUUGGCUCGAAUUCGUGUGGGUGACACCGCUUGUACUGGCCCCAUUCUUAUUGUCCGUAAGGCCCGUCCUUAGAUAUAUAUGUCAAUAUUUAUAUGAUAGUCUAAUUGCGGCCUUAUACAUUAAUGUCUCAGUUAAUUAUACCAUAGACAUAGACAAAGAAUGGCUAAAGUAGAUGACGCUCUUUGGCGUCAUACCUUUGCUGUAAGUAGGUAAAUAACUGGAUGAUUAAGUGUUAGUGCUAGACAACCAAAUUAGAAUUACCAGAAAACGUAAUAUGACGCCAUACAGCGCCACCUACUUCUGUAAGUAAUAAAAUGAUUUGUCAGCAGCAGUCUACACACGUUCUUAUUCUUAAGAAUAAAAUUGUGCCUAGAGAUCAUUUUGACCACUUUAGCUCAAUGCAACUACUGAAACUAAGAUUCCAUAAAAAAAUAUUGUUCGUUACCAAUUAUAACCUGUUGUACAUAUUUGUCAGAAGUUUAGUUACAUCGUAUUAAUAAAUUAAAAAUACAUAAGCUAAAAACCA
Molecule: messenger RNA, 2416 nt
Organism: Cydia pomonella (codling moth)
Lineage: Eukaryota; Metazoa; Arthropoda; Insecta; Lepidoptera; Tortricidae
Exons: 6
Coding region: 266-1489 (407 amino acids)
Source: RefSeq, a predicted model, not a curated record